Messenger RNA from Benincasa hispida (wax gourd), 582 nucleotides. The record is from RefSeq and is a predicted model, not a curated record. Lineage: Eukaryota; Viridiplantae; Streptophyta; Magnoliopsida; Cucurbitales; Cucurbitaceae.
AUGUCGAUCGGGAGAAGAAUUGCAUCAUUACAAGAGGCAAUUGAAGAAUUAAAAAGAGGACAAGAAGAUAUUAAGAAGGACAUCAAUGAAAAGUACAAGGAGAUUCUUGAUAUAUUGGGCCACAUAAAAGAAGCUAUCAGUGAUAAACUGAAGGUGAAGUACAAUAACAAAAAUGAUAUAUGCAUGCAUGCUGAAAUUGACACUGCUAAGGACGAGGAGGCUCAAGAUGAUCAAGAGAAUGACCAACAAGUACAAUUGUAUGAUGAUCCUGAAGAUGAAGAGGAAGAUCAAGAAGAAAAAUAUAAAGAAGAUAUGGCGAAAAAGAAGGUGAUUGAAAAGACUCUUAAAAAUAGUCCAAAUAAAUAUCGACCAAAGGUUGUCAACGAAAAUAUAGAGGACAACAAGAGACCAAAAAGACAAGCAAAACCAACCAAUAAAAUUUUGGAGAAUGCAAAGAAACAAAAAAAAGACAAAAAAAAGGUCUCUCCAAAUGUGUCUACCAAGGUAUCUCCAAGCAAAGCUAUAAGGCAGUCUCCAAGGUGGAAUGACGGCGCUCCAAGCUUUGAUCUCAAAAUAUCAUAA